GCUGGCUGUUUCCUUGCCGGACAGAAAAGAAGAACGGACUCAGCCCCGCGUCGCGGGAGCUGUGCUUUGGGCUCUUGCUCCCGCGACAUGGCCUUCAAUUUUGGGACUCCCUCGGGUACCUCGGGCACCGCUGCAGCCACCGCAGCACCCGCGGGAUUUGGUGGGCUUGAGACUGCCAACUCCACCGCCAGUGGGUUUAAUUUUGGGGGUUUCGGAUUAACUGCUAAUCCUGCAGUGAACUUUAAUAUUGGCAAUUUCGGUGUUUCUACCACUUCGGCGACUCCGUUCAAUUUUGGUAACAGUCUGGCAAGUGCAGGUGGGUUUGGAGGAUUUGGGACAACAUCUACAACUGCAGGUUCUGCAUUUACCUUUUCUGCCCCAACUAACACAGGAACUACUGGACUCUUUGGUGGUACUCAGAACAAAGGUUUUGGAUUUGGCACCAGUUUUGGCACAACAACAGGAACUAGUACUGGUUUAGGUACUGGUUUGGGAACUGGCCUGGGAUUUGGAGGAUUUAACACACAGCAACAACAACAGUCCACAUUAGGUGGUCUCUUCAGUCAGCCUACACAAGCUCCUACCCAGUCCAACCAGCUGAUAAAUACUGCAAGUGCUCUUUCUGCUCCAACACUAUUGGGAGAUGAGAGAGAUGCUAUUUUAGCAAAAUGGAAUCAACUGCAGGCUUUCUGGGGAACAGGAAAAGGAUAUUUCAACAAUAAUAUUCCACCAGUGGAAUUCACACAAGAAAAUCCUUUUUGCCGGUUUAAGGCUGUAGGUUAUAGUUGUAUGCCUGAUAAUAAAGAUGAAGAUGGACUAGUAGUUUUAGUUUUCAACAAAAAAGAAACAGAUAUCCGAAGCCAGCAACAGCAGUUGGUAGAAUCAUUGCAUAAAGUUUUGGGAGGAAACCAGACGCUUGCUGUAAAUGUAGAAGGUAUUAAAACAUUGCCAGAUGAUCAGUUAUUUUCCUCCAGGACAGAAGUUGUCAUUUAUGUUGUUGAACGUUCUCCAAAUGGUACCUCAAGAAGAGUUCCAGCUACCACACUAUAUGCGCAUUUUGAACAAGCCAACAUAAAAACACAGUUGCAGCAACUUGGUGUAACCCUUUCUAUGACUAGAACAGAACUUUCUCCUGCACAGAUCAAGCAGCUUUUACAGAAUCCACCUGCUGGUGUUGAUCCUAUUAUUUGGGAACAAGCCAAAGUGGAUAACCCUGAUUCUGAAAAGUUAAUCCCUGUACCCAUGGUAGGAUUUAAGGAACUUCUCCGAAGACUGAAGGUUCAGGAUCAGAUGACUAAACAGCAUCAGACCAGAUUAGAUAUAAUAUCUGAAGAUAUUAGUGAGCUGCAAAAGAAUCAGACUACAAGUAUGGCCAAAAUUGCACAGUACAAGAGGAAACUCAUGGAUCUUUCCCAUAGAACCUUACAGGUCCUAAUCAAACAGGAAAUUCAAAGAAAGAGUGGUUAUGCUAUCCAAGCUGAUGAAGAGCAGUUGAGGGUUCAGCUGGAUACAAUUCAGUCUGAACUAAAUGCGCCUACUCAGUUCAAGGGCCGACUAAAUGAACUGAUGUCUCAAAUCAGGAUGCAGAACCAUUUUGGAGCAGUCAGAUCUGAAGAAAGGUAUUACAUAGAUGCAGAUCUGUUACGAGAAAUCAAGCAGCAUUUGAAACAACAACAAGAAGGCCUUAGCCACUUGAUUAGCAUUAUAAAAGAUGAUCUAGAAGAUAUAAAGUUGGUAGAACAUGGAUUGAAUGAAACCAUCCACAUCAGAGGUGGUGUCUUUAGUUGACAAACUUGUGUUCAAAGUUUGUGAAAUGCAUCCUCUUACUGCAUCAGGCCUUCCUUAAGAGUGAAUCUGACCACAUGGAGAAAAAAAUAAAGAGAAGAAAAUGACCCUCUCCUGGCUUGGAUUUUUGAGGAGAUUACUGACAAGUUACUCUUCACUAAAUCUGAGUAGUCACUUCACAUUUCUUCAGAAAUAACCUUCAAAAGAUAUACAUCUAAAAAGCUGUAUAUCAAAAGAGAGAACAUAAUUAACAUUUUUACAACAACAUUUUCUUAAACAUUAUAGCAAUUAAUCUCCAUUCUUUCUAUGGCAAGUAAACAUGAAAUACAUACUUUGCAUAUACUGUAUAAUUACUUGGCUAUUAAAGAUUUGAUGUAGAGUAUAAGUGGACAUCAAUUUUUAUAUAUGUGAAUUUAAGUUGGGAGGCCUAAAGAAAAUCCCAAAGUAUUUAAUGAUUAAUGUGAUUUCUUUUUGUUCUAUAAGAUUUGAAAAUAUAUUUUUUUAUUAUUUGACUUUUUGAAGUUUAUAGAACACAUCCAAGCAAUUAGGAUACAACAGAAUUACUGGUUUUGCAACUUUGUUUUUUAAACCUUUAUUUCUAAAAAUGAAAACUUUUAAAAUAAAUUCUUAAUUUGAAAUUUUAUAUAA
Molecule: messenger RNA, 2433 nt
Organism: Cavia porcellus (domestic guinea pig)
Lineage: Eukaryota; Metazoa; Chordata; Mammalia; Rodentia; Caviidae
Gene: Nup54
Product: nucleoporin 54
Exons: 13
Coding region: 88-1788 (566 amino acids)
Biological process (GO): protein localization to nuclear inner membrane; nuclear pore organization; NLS-bearing protein import into nucleus
Cellular component (GO): nuclear pore central transport channel; nuclear pore
Molecular function (GO): structural constituent of nuclear pore
Source: RefSeq, a predicted model, not a curated record